AUGGAUCGUCAACUGAAAUCCCCCUUACUCAUCGAAUCCAUCGGUCCCUCCACAAAGCUAUCCCCAGAAGUGACCUACCAACAUCUCCUGAACUUCCUCGAGAAUUCUUCUUUCGGUUCAACUUCAUCGGGUGGUUUGAACGCAGUGAGCAAGAUCCAAUUGGAGCGCCUGACGGAUGCGUUGGGUGUAUCAAUAGGGAAGAUCGACAUGGCUGAGGAAGAACAGAGGGAGAUCCAACGAAGAGAGCUCAAAGAACAACGUAAAGCCGAGAGAAGGAAGAGGAGAGCUGAAGAGGAGGAAAAGAACAAUCAAAAUACGUUGGAAAAUAUGGUAGAAGGUUUAGAAGGAGAAGGGGAAGGGGAGAUGGAUAAUGGUGCGGUACAGUUUGGGGAUGAGGAGAAGAUGGAUGAUAGAGGGGAAGUUGAAUAUGGAGAUGUGGUUGAUGAAGAUGAGGAUGAACCGGAUAAUGAAGAUCAGAAUGGGAAUGGCAAUCAAGAUCAAGAUGUUGAUGAGAAGAUGGAAGAAUCUGACUAA
Kwoniella botswanensis is the source of this 534-nucleotide messenger RNA. RefSeq lists its product as uncharacterized. The transcript has a single exon. Lineage: Eukaryota; Fungi; Basidiomycota; Tremellomycetes; Tremellales; Cryptococcaceae. The coding region runs from base 1 to 534 and encodes 177 amino acids. The record is from RefSeq and is a predicted model, not a curated record.